CUGCCAACUAUGGAAUAACAACUCAUUAACUUAAACUUCCAAUCCUUUUUGUCACUAUAUAAGUACCAACAGUUUUCUACUUCUUGGCAUCCAAGAACACACUGCACUCAAGUCAAUCUACAAGGCAUUACCAAUCUUUUCUUUUCUUUUCUUUCUUUUUCUUUUGUUAGGAAAAAGAAAAUGGCAAUGCAAUUCUUGGGGCCACUCUCUCUAUUUCUUUGUUUUCUUGGUUUUCUUUCUUUCCCAGCUGAAGCUGCAGUCAAGAAGUAUCAGUUUGAUGUGGGUAUUUCUACUUUUUCUUGGGGGAUUUCUCUUUUUUUGCAGAUUCAAGUGAAGAAUGUAAGCAGGUUGUGCAAUGCCAAACCAAUUGUGACUGUAAAUGGGAUGUUCCCUGGACCUACCAUUUAUGCGAGAGAAGGAGAUCAAGUUUUUGUCAACGUCACCAACCAUGCGCACUACAACAUGUCCAUCCAUUGGCAUGGAUUGAAGCAAUUUCGAAAUGGUUGGGCAGAUGGGCCAGCAUAUAUAACACAGUGCCCAAUCAGGACAGGAAAUAGCUAUACUUAUGCAUUUAACGUUACAGGCCAGAGAGGGACACUUUGGUGGCAUGCACAUAUUUUAUGGCUGAGGGCUACAGUUUAUGGUGCUAUCAUUAUCAUGCCUAAACAAGGGACUGCUUUUCCAUUUCCUCAGCCUUAUCAGGAAACUAAUAUUAUCUUAGGAGAAUGGUGGAAUUCAGAUGUUGAAACUAUUGUUAACCAAGCUAAUAAGUUGGGGUUGCCCCCACCUACCUCUGAUGCCCAUACUAUCAAUGGCAAGCCUGGGCCACUCUUCCCUUGUGCUGAGAAACAUACUUUUGCUAUGGAGGUUGAGUCAGGAAAAACCUAUCUGCUAAGGAUUAUAAAUGCUGCACUCAAUGAUGAGCUCUUCUUUGCCAUUGCGGGUCAUAAUAUGACAGUGGUGGAGAUUGAUGCAGUCUACACAAAGCCUUUCAUAACUAAUGCUAUCCUGAUAGCACCAGGACAAACCACAAAUGUUCUUGUUAAAGCUGACCAAAUUCCAAGCAGAUAUUUCAUGGCUGGCAGGCCUUUCAUGGAUGCACCAGUUCCAGUAGAUAAUAAAACUGUCGCAGCUAUUCUGCAAUAUAAAGGCAUUCCAAACACAGUUCUUCCAAUUCUCCCAACAAUGCCCGCCCCUAAUGAUACAAAAUUUGCAUUAGGCUCUAAAAAGAAACUUAGAAGCUUGAACACUCCACAAUUUCCAGCACUAGUCCCUCUUCAAGUGGAUCGCCAUCUGUUUUAUACGGUUGGUUUAGGACAAAAUCCAUGUCCCACCUGCCAAAAUGGUACACGACUCACAGCAUCAUUGAAUAAUAUCACCUUUGUGAUGCCAAAGAUUGGGCUCUUGCAGGCUCAUUACUUUAAUAUUUCAGGAGUUUUCAGAACUGACUUCCCUGACAGGCCUCCUGUUCCAUUCAAUUAUACUGGUGCACCUCUUACUGCUAACAUUGCCACUUCUUCAGGAACAAGGCUAAGUAAGGUUGCUUUCAACUCCGCCAUUGAAUUGGUAUUGCAGGACACCAACCUGCUCACUGUCGAGUCGCAUCCAUUUCAUCUGCAUGGCUUCAAUUUCUUUGUUGUUGGAAGCGGGAUUGGUAACUUUGAUCCAGCAAAAGAUCCCGCUAAGUUUAAUCUUGUUGAUCCUCCUGAGAGAAAUACAGUUGGAGUUCCAACUGGUGGCUGGACUGCUAUCAGGUUCAGAGCUGAUAAUCCAGGUGUUUGGUUCAUGCACUGCCACCUGGAACUCCAUACUAUGUGGGGGUUAAAGAUGGCCUUCGUUGUUGAGAAUGGAAAGUUGCCGGAACAAUCUGUUCUUCCACCUCCGAAAGACCUUCCUUCCUGCUAGAUGUUGCAAAACUACAGCUUAAUUAAUUUCUUGACAGAGCUUAUUUUCCACCCUGCCGCCACUUUACCCUUUUCUUUAUGUUGUAAUGAGAUACAUUCUCCAACUGAAGCUCAUUCUUUGAGGAACCAACUUCUCUCAAUUUUAAUGUUUUGAGAUUGUUCUUAAGGAAUCCAAGAGACCUCAAAAUGUAAUAAAAUUCCAUCAAGCAAUGCCGUUAGAAAAAAAUUGAAAUAAUAAGAC
Molecule: messenger RNA, 2145 nt
Organism: Ricinus communis (castor bean)
Lineage: Eukaryota; Viridiplantae; Streptophyta; Magnoliopsida; Malpighiales; Euphorbiaceae
Product: laccase-11
Exons: 7
Coding region: 181-1905 (574 amino acids)
Biological process (GO): lignin catabolic process
Cellular component (GO): apoplast
Molecular function (GO): copper ion binding; hydroquinone:oxygen oxidoreductase activity
Source: RefSeq, a predicted model, not a curated record